Messenger RNA from Dipodomys spectabilis (banner-tailed kangaroo rat), 2443 nucleotides. RefSeq names its product solute carrier family 16 member 9 (gene Slc16a9). Gene Ontology annotation, biological process: monocarboxylic acid transport; transmembrane transport. NCBI's taxonomy places the organism in Eukaryota, Metazoa, Chordata, Mammalia, Rodentia, Heteromyidae. Bases 328 to 1863 code for a protein of 511 amino acids. Gene Ontology annotation, molecular function: monocarboxylic acid transmembrane transporter activity. The transcript has 6 exons. The record is from RefSeq and is a predicted model, not a curated record.
GGGCGCCCCUGGAAGAGGCAGGUCUCGGCAGCAGCUCCACGCGGCCACCGCCGCGGCGGGGCGCCGCGGGCACGGAGGGCGGCGGCCCCCGGAGCCCCGCGUAACGGGACCGACCGCCCAAUACCGCGCCGGGGGCCGGGUCCCGGGAUAAAUAGCUGCCCGGCCCCGGAGCUGCGAGGACAGCGGCGUCCGCCGGUGUCCACCGGUGUCCACCGCCCCAUCCGCCCGGCCUGCCCGGGGCACUGCGCUCCGUGCUGCGCCCCGGAGCCCCCGCCGAGGCCGGGACUCAGGCCCUAGAGAGACACACCACCUUUGUUGUACCUUACAAUGGAAUUUAAAAAGUCACCUGAUGGUGGAUGGGGCUGGGUGAUUGUGGCUGUCUCCUUCUUCACUCAGUUCCUGUGUUAUGGCUCCCCACUGGCUGUUGGAGUGUUGUAUGUAGAAUGGUUGGAUGCCUUUGGUGAAGGGAAAGGAAAAACAGCUUGGGUCGGAUCUCUGGCAAGUGGAGUUGGAUUGCUUGCAAGUCCGGUCUGUAGUGUCUGUGUCUCAUCCUUCGGAGCAAGACCUGUUACAAUCUUCAGUGGCUUCAUGGUGGCUGGAGGCUUGAUGCUGAGCAGUUUUGCCCCUAAUAUCUACUUCCUGUUCUUUUCCUAUGGCAUUGUUGUAGGUCUCGGAUGCGGUUUAUUAUACACUGCAACAGUGACUAUUACGUGUCAGUAUUUUGACAGCCGCCGAGGUCUUGCGCUUGGCCUGAUUUCAACAGGUUCAAGUGUUGGCCUUUUUAUUUAUGCUGCUCUGCAGAGGAUGCUGAUUGAGUUCUAUGGGCUAGAUGGAUGCCUUCUGAUUGUGGGUGCUUUAGCUUUAAAUAUAUUAGCCUGUGGAAGUCUGAUGAGACCACUUCAGACCUCUAGCUGUCCCUUACCUGACAAAACAGCAGCUAUGGAAAAUAUACCAGAUAAAUACUCCAUUUACAAUGAAAAAGAAAAGAACUUGGAAGAAAACAUAAACAUUCUCGACAAGAACUAUAGUAGUGAGGAAAAAUGCAAGAAUACUUUGACCAAUGGUGACUGGAAACAGGAGAUACUAUUUUAUAAAACCUCUUCAUCCAUGGCACACACAAAAGAGCCAGAAACAUACAAAAAGAAAGUUGCAGAACAAACAUAUUUUUGCAAACAGUUUGCCAAGAGGAAGUGGCAAUUAUAUAAAGUCUACUGUGGUGAAACUGUGUCUCUUUUUAAAAACAAAGUCUUCGCAGCCCUUUUCAUAGCGAUCUUUCUUUUUGACAUUGGAGGCUUUCCACCUUCAUUACUUAUGGAAGACGUAGCAAGAAGUUCAAACGUGAAAGAAGAGGAAUUUGUUAUGCCUCUAAUUUCCAUCUUGGGAAUUAUGACAGCAGUUGGUAAACUCCUUUUAGGAAUACUGGCAGACUUCAAGUGGAUAAAUACCUUAUAUCUUUAUGUUGCUACUUUAAUAAUGAUGGGCCUGGCCUUGUGUGCAAUUCCAUUUGCCAAAAGUUAUGUCACCUUGGCUGUACUUUCUGGGAUCAUGGGCUUUCUGACUGGUAAUUGGUCCAUCUUCCCAUAUGUGACCACGAAGACUGUGGGAAUUGAAAAAUUGGCCCAUGCCUAUGGAAUAUUAAUGUUCUUUGCUGGACUCGGGAAUAGCCUUGGACCACCAAUUGUUGGUUGGUUUUAUGACUGGACCCAGACUUACGACAUAGCAUUUUAUUUCAGUGGAUUCUGUGUCCUGCUGGGAGGUUUUAUUCUGCUUUUGACAUCUCUUCCCUGUUGGGCCACAUGCAACAAGCAACUCCCUAAGCCAAGCCCAACAACAUUUUUGUACAAAGUCGCCUCUAAUGUCUAGAGGAAUAUUGGAAGGCACUGUUUUAUACCAUAGAACAAAACAUUCUCAAGCAAAUUCUCUAGAGUCACGACUGUUUUCUUAUAGCAAAAUUUCUCUGUGGCUGAUUCUAAAUGAAAGACUUUAAAAAAAAAAUCCUAAUUUUUAUGUACUGUAGGCAUAGCCGCUAUCCCUUAGAUAUUCCCCCCACCCCCCGCAAGAAAUGAGACGAUUCUGUUUUACUGUACUUCAUCACUCUUUAACAUUGUAAGAUUUUGACUACCCUCGGAUGACUUUAUUCUGUGUACAGAAAUAAGGAUUUGCUGCUGACUCUGUAAGUGCCACUGCAAGGCUGAAACUCCGCCGGGUCUCUUCUGCUCUAAGACUGAUGUAAGCCUCCCCAUAGGCUAAAUGGAAGAGCCCCUUGGGAGGAAUCACUCUGUGUUAGACUCGUUCAUCAGCAGGAGACCUCAAGCCCUGACAUUUCCAGAAAUAAGAGUGGUUAUGAAAACAUUCUUAAGGCUUGCAGUGGAGCAAACUGAUCACUUUAUAUAAAGGCAGUUUAAAUGGCCAUCCUCAGUUUUCAUUCUGCUUUUUGUCGUUC